AUGGGUGACUCGGACAGCUCGAAGAGACCCCGUGUCGACGGGGAUCAACAGGACCUCAGUCGUGUGUAUGAAAGAGCUCUGGCUGAGGCAAGCAUGCAGCUUAGAGGACAGACUGCACUGCGGCUCCCCUGGGAAAAGGGCAUUUAUGCUGAAAUCUUCAGUGGGAGUGAGCUUCCGAAGAUGCCUUCUUUGCCUGUUCCUGCAGUUUUACCCGCUGGCGAUGUCACUAGGCCAGGGGAUAGUCGCGAGAAGGUCUUGAAGCGUUCAUCCGAUCCUUUGCAGAAAUUCGACAGGGCCGUCUUUAAGCAGUGCAUCAAGAAGUCAACUGUUGAGGCUGGUGGACGGUCUAACACUGACAGGGAAGCAGUUUAUCGACGGUGGCUGUGUGUCAUUGGUCACAACCUGGCUGGUUCCCAGCUUGGUAAAAUUAUUUCGGAAGGGGCCGGCGAACCCCUUCAGUUGAUCUCAGAAGCUCUUGAGGGAAAGAGCACUAGCACAUUGCUCAACAGGGUUCGUUUCGUGGCCAGGAUUCUUACUUGGGCAGCUGAGAGGAGUUACACAUUCUUCCCUCUUAGGCUAGAUCUGGUGCUUGAGUUCAUGCGGACCCUUGAGACUUACAGUGGAAAGUCUCAGUGUGGCGAGACCAUCAACUUCUUGAUACAUGUUGUUGGUAUUCACUCGGAACCUGAUAUCCUGAAGCAUCCAGUCAUCAAGGGCCUCCUUCGAGGCUCCCAGAUGACAGGAAUGGACGUGAAGCAAUCUCGCGUGCUGACAGUUUCCGAAGUCCUAGCCCUUGAAGACUUGUUGGGAGACGAGUCGUUGGACCCUGUUGACAGGUACGGUGCUGGAGUUUUCUUAUUUCAGAUUUACAGCCGGGCGAGAGUUUCUGAUAUCAGGAACAUACAGCGAUUCGAUGUUGACCUCGAGGGUAACGAUGGAUACUUGGAAGUGAAAACCAUGGACCAUAAGAAUGCUAAGAAGGGUAGGGGUGAGGCGGUCAGUGCAAGUGAGACAACCGACUGGUUACGAGGGCUGCUGUCGCGCGCAUUGGGUGAUUCCUUCAAGGAGGGAUUAACAUCACAUGGCUUGAAGGCCACCACUCUCUCGUGGCUCACUAAAGCAGGAUUUUCUGAUAAAACUUGUCUUAUAUUGGGGCACCACUCUCGCGGUAAGAAGAAAUCUCUUUAUACGUACGGGCGAGACGUACAGGCCCGGCCGUUAAGGGAGCUACAGGAAUGCAUUGGGCUCAUCAAGCGGCACGUUUUCCAUCCAGACUCUACCCGUAGCGGCAUGUUCAAGUCUGUGGAGCAGUCUGAGCAAGUUGCCAGCGGUAGUGAUGCUCUCGAGGAUGCAGCUAAGCAGUUCAUCGCGGCGGUCCCGGCUGAGACACCAAUGGAGCUCGGCACAUUUGGCGAGGACGAGAGUAAGCAAUCAGACUUAGAUGCCAUCGAGGGUUACGAUGACGGUGGUGAGCACCAGGCGGCUUCAAGUGAGUCGGGUUCAAGCACCACGAGUUCUUCGGGGUCCUCUGAUGAAGCUGUUGAUGCGUAUGAGAGUUUUUCGGACGGGAGGGUUCUGGAUAAAGUCAUCCCACCCCUGGGUGUUGAAGUGGACUUGGAUGUCUUCCAGAACCCAAAGACCAGAUCGUUGCAUACGCGGGCUAAAGGUUAUUUCGAUCUUUCAUUUGGCACAGGCCAGUGGAGACUUAGGUCCUUAGCAGACAUGGCGGUGCCUCUGACUGAGUCCAAAGCUGUUUUCACGGAACGGUGUGAGUUGGCGGGGCUACCUGUUGCCACCAGAGAUGUACUUGUCGGCAAGAAUUUGAAUACCUUGGCUAGCCUGGCAUUUGCAGCGGGACAGCCGGGCGAGAUGCCCACAGAUGCUGCUCUGACCUCGCUGGCAUGUGCAGGGGAUGAAGAAGUUCCGAUUGCGACAUUGGCAUCAUUGAGGCGCCUCGUCUUCGAGGCUCAGUUGCUCAUGACUGCACAGGUCAAGCAGCUCAUCGAGCAGCGAUCCGACGAUCAGAAGGCCGAGUUAGCACCGGCAGAGAGGACCGAGAGGAUUAAACGACAAGCCGAGCGUCUUAGCGGAGUUGCUCUUCGAAACGAGACUGAGUGUUCCCAUGGUUCAUAUGACUUAGUGAUGCGCAUGGUCCAAGAAAACACCAUUUCGUAUCUUUCGCCAGCUCGUUUCCCAUCUCGGCAGGCUGAAUUGAGGCUUGAUAAACCCAAAAAGGAAUUGGAUGUCGUGAACUCGAAGAUCACCUUGAAGGAUCAGGUUGUCGAUCUUCAGUGUCAGCUGAGUACGCCGCUGUGCCUACAUCAUGCUCUUCAUCGGCGAGCCCUAGCGAUGGACCUCGUAGGGAUUUGCAGUUAUCAUGUGAUCAUGGAGUUCCAUGAGUACUUGAUGUCGCACCUCACAGUGGAACCACCGCCGGGUUACAAUCACGUCACCAUUCAUCAGGUUUUGUCUGCAGAUCGUGCAGCUUGGCUUCGCCUGGCGGAGAAGCUCCCUAAAGGCCUUCGAGCUGGAGCUGAUGGCAAGCUUCCACUUGACCUCGAGUUGCCGUUGCUUCAGGGGGAUCCUAAAGUGGCUUUUCACCUUUUGCCAUUGGGUUCUUCUGCUAGUUCUAGUGGCGGCAAGCGACCACAUGAAGAGACACCGGUGCCCGAUCCCAAGACCCCUCGGAAGCAGUGGAAAGGUUUGGGCAAGGGCAAGACCAAGAAUAAGACCAUCCCUAAGUCUAUGAGGGCUGCACCGCUGCUCCAGCGGGUGGUCGCUGCCCGCGACCUGCAGGUUUUCCUUGAUCGGGCGAAGGCCCGUGUGGCAGGAGUUUCGAUUGAGUCGCUUUUCGGCGUGGAGGUUUUCGCUGGGUCGGGUCGUUUGACUAGUGAGCUUCGACGCCUGGGGCUUUGUGAUAGCGUUGGUGUCGAUAAAAGUGUUGGCCGAUGCUUGAUUGCACCAGUGCUUCGCCUUGACCUUUGUGAUGAGCAGGCAUGUGAACUUUUGAUUCAAAUGCUUGACAAUCCCCAUUGUGCUUAUUUGCAUGUUUCGCCGCCAAUCCCAGGGCGGCAAAAUCGCAGUCUUGAGCACCCGGACGGGUGCCCAAACAUGAACCAGACAUCUGCAAUUUUCGAGGCCUCGCGGAAUUCCUUGUACGAGCUCUGCGGGAAACUCUUUGGUAUGUGCUGGUCGAGGGGCGACCUUAAGAAACUGGAAUCAUCUGUGAACAUUCCAGCCAAUGCUAGGCAGCUGCUUGGGGUGAAGGAGCCUGCUCCAAAUCCGGAGCCACCGCAAGUCCCUGAGGGCCCUGUUCAAAAUCCAGAGUCAUCUCGAGCCUGUGUGGACUCAGCUUUGCACCCUGCCGAAUCUUUUGCCAAGAAAUGCCUGAGCCAGUCCUUUAUCAAACCUGAGGAUGUUGUUCAGUUCACGAAACUUUUGGAGUCGGAGAAGCCGGCUAGGGGUUGUGAGAUUGACGGAGAAUUUUCAUUCACGGUCGGUGCUUUCGUUCACGGGGGCGCCUAUGGCCUUAGGAAGCUCUCUGUCAGUUUCCCUCUGACGACCCAGGUGUUCACUAGGUUUCUUCAUCGGCAGUGCCCAGAUGCUGUCUUCACUAGCCUUGCGCUCUUGAAAAACAUCCAAACCAGGAUGCACAUUGACCCCAACAACUCCCUGCCAUAUUUGAACACAGUGGCCAAGGUUUCCGAAUUUAAGGGAGGGGAGCUGUGGGUGUGUUCCGACCACGGUACCGAUCUUUGUCCGGACCCUGAAUUUCAGCAUCUUAAAGGAUUGAAGAUCCCUUUCGAGGGCAAUGUCAUUCGGUUUGAUUCGCACCUGCGGCAUUGCACUUACCCUUGGUCCCAAGGACCCAGGGUGGUGCUUGUGGGUUUCGUGGUCAAGGGGCCUGAGCUUAUGCCGGCAAACCUUUGCGAGAACCUAGUGUCCCUAGGAUUUCGUAUGCCCUUGGAAGCUGCUCCCCAAACCAACCAUAGCUCCUCACCGGCAGGGCCCGAGGAGUCUUCUUGGCAUAGGGUUGUGGUAGGCAUUCCUUGGACCCCAGACGAAUUUAUCUCCCGAGCUCUAGCUGCCAAACAUCCCAAACAUUUGUUCACCGGUCUUCCUCCCGAGCUGCAGACGACACUUGACAUUUUAACAAGCAAAAGCCCUGCCGAGAUCGGGGCCACCAGGACUGAGCAGCUCAGGAAGUGGGUUGGCCGCGUUCAGGAGUUGGCGCCUGUGGAGCAGGCGAUCAAGCAGCGCAUGACUGAUAACUGUGCUAAAAUUCUUCGAAGCAAGAGGCUCGCGGUCUUCAAAGAGUUGCUUGAGGCCAGCAGUCACAAGGACGAAACAAUAGUUGCCGACAUCGCUGAGGGUUUCAAGCUCAGCGGCCCCAUACCUGCGUCUGGGGUCUACAGGCGGGGGAUUGUACACUCUACUAAGGGUUCUGGAGAUGCCGAGCUUGACCGAGCCACCAUCGAGGCCACUCGCGAUGAGCUUAGGUGCACAGAGAUCUAUGGACAGUUGGUAUUGCCCUUUGGGGCGCGGUCUAGCGUGCAUUCUUUUUGCAAGACCUCGCUUGGAAUAUGGAUUAUUGGGGUCCACGUUUUCCUGCUCCAUUGGGGCGUGUAUUUCGAUGACUUUGUGGGGUCAGAAGAACCAUGCUUGGCAAGGUUGUUUGAGCUGUGCGCCGAUGGACUCUUCGCUUUGUUAGGCUGGGCUACAUCUUCGGACAAGGCAUCAGAAUUUGACACCAUUGCUCAGGUCUUGGGGCUGAAGAUCAACUUGGGCGAGGCUUCGCUUGGAUUUAUCUACUUUGAGAAUACCGAGCAUCGGCGUGAUCACUUGGUCGCCACCCUCAACGACAUCAUUGAUUCAUCGUUCCUCAGUCGCAAGGAUGGUGAGCGAUUGCGUGGCAGGCUUCAGUUUGCUGAGCAGCAAAUUUCCGGUAAGAGAGCGGGAUUGGCCUUUAGAGAGCUCUCAAAGCAUGUAGCGAGUGGGGGUGGUAGGUUAGAUCCCGGUACCCUAAGUGCCCUCCUUUUCCUUAAAGAACAUGUGGCAUCUACUCCAGCUCGCUGCAUUGCUGAUCGGUCGUGCUACACUUGGCACCUGUACGUCGAUGCUUCCAAUGACGAUUCUAAGUCUGGCAUCGGGGGUAUACUCAUUGCAGAGACCGGCUCCUACAUCGGGCAUUUCAGCGAGUAUCUUGACGAGACAACUUUGGCCGAUUUGAAUACCUCUGGAAGCGAGAAUCCAAUAUUCGAACUUGAAUGCUUCGCUAUUUGGUGUGGCAUUUGCAGCUGGGCCCGACUUUUCCGACAUUGUCAUUUGAUUAUCUUUACUGACAAUGAUGGCGCUUUGCAUUCCAUGAUUAAUGGACGCAGCGAGAACGAUUCAGGUGGCCGGAUUGUUUCUGCCACGCACAAUCUUCUUGACGAGCACUUUGUACAUCCGUGGUUCGAGCGGGUUAAUACCAGCUCGAAUAUAGCUGACUUUCCAUCAAGAGGGAUAUCCAAACAAGAGUGGGGCAUCAAAGUUUCGCUUGACUUUCAACGUCUCGCACGAGUGGCAAG
This is a messenger RNA of Symbiodinium necroappetens, 5570 nucleotides long. The record is from the annotation of a GenBank genome assembly. NCBI's taxonomy places the organism in Eukaryota, Dinophyceae, Suessiales, Symbiodiniaceae.